Prunus armeniaca (apricot) is the source of this 183-nucleotide messenger RNA. The record is from the annotation of a GenBank genome assembly. NCBI's taxonomy places the organism in Eukaryota, Viridiplantae, Streptophyta, Magnoliopsida, Rosales, Rosaceae.
AUGAACGCUUCUUGCAAGCGACCCAGAUCUAAUGAUCAACUUCCUAAUGAUGAGGUGUGUUUAGACCAAAUUGAGCAAGCCCCACAUGUGCCUCCAAUAAGUUUUAAAGAUACGCUUCAUAGUUCUGCUAUUUUUGAAAAGCCUAUUGGCGCUUCUGCUGCUGCUGCUAUGGAGGAAGAUUAG